AUGCGGGACCAAUUCAAGGUGAAUGUCAUCUCAAUUGAGUAUCCGGGCUAUGGCCUUCUACAGGGCAUCGAGCCCAAUGAAGAGACCAUUUUCGAAGUGGCCUUGACAGUCUUUAGAUAUCUGGUGGACGAGCUACGCGUCUCGUACUCCUCAGUGAUCGUCUUUGGGCGCUCCUUAGGCAGCGGCCCAGCGAUCUUCCUGGCCUCCCAGUAUCCCUUGGGCGGCAUGAUCUUGGUUUCGCCCUUCAUCUCCAUCCGAGCAGCUGCCCGACACAUCGGCGGGCGCCUGGUGGCUUUCAUGUUUAGCAAUGUCUUCCAGAACCACCGGAGGAUCGUGAAUGUCUCUUGCCCAGUGCUUUUCAUCCACGGGGCCAGCGACAGCCUGAUCCCUGUGGAACACUCCAAGACGUUGUUCGGCGUGUGCCGCUCGCGCAAGCUCCUGGUGACACCGGCGAAGAUGGAUCACAAUAGCAGCAUGUUUAGCGAUCCGAACUCCUUCGCCGUGCCGGCCAUCCACUUCUUCGGCUUCCCAGGCUGGCGCACCUUGACGCCACCCUUCAUGCCCUUCGAUCUCUUCGAAGCGCAUAAGAGCGACGAGCCCGCACUGAGAGAAGCAGCAGGCAAGAAAGGGGAGGGCCCUGAGUCCUGGCUCUACAACUGCUGCGGCAAGCUCUCGGAGGAAGCGACACUUGAAGCUGUUGAUCAGGGACGUGCAUCGGGCCAUGACGAGUUUUGCUUGACACUGACAAGGGAGUUGGAGAUGGCCCCUUUUUGGGGGAGCCAUCUCCAAAAUGUCACAGGCUUGGUCAGUGUUUGGGAGGUGGACACUUGCAUGGCCAUUGCGAGUGACCAAGUCCUGGUGCGGCAGGAGAAAACCCUCCAGGAAGAGUGCGUCCAAAACGACUAUGCCUCCACCGCUUUCGCAGAGGUGCUGCGAGCACCUUUGCUGCCAAUGGCGCUGCGCGCAGCCGCAGAUGAGGACGCGACGCUGGCAGAGCUCUUCAAGAGCCUCUUGAAACAGUUCGUGGCAUGGAUGGCGCACCGUCCACCCACUGCCAGUCUGUCCAGCUUGCGUGAUGCCCUCUUGGAGGUUGGCGGAAAACCAAUCUGA
Durusdinium trenchii is the source of this 1110-nucleotide messenger RNA. Lineage: Eukaryota; Dinophyceae; Suessiales; Symbiodiniaceae. The record is from the annotation of a GenBank genome assembly.